GGCCCCGGGAGGGCGGGGCGCACGGGCCAGCGGUCGGCGCCCGUCAGUCGCGCGUGGGGACGCAGAUUCUCGCCAUGGAUCGACCCCCGGCGCAGAAGGGGCGCGCGGGUGGGGGAAGGGGACUCCAAACCGAGGCUCUGCUGUUCUCAGGCCCGGGAUCUCCUGCCCGCGCCGCGCUACAGGGGACGCAGCGGGGUGUGUCACCGCUCGGGCGACCUCCGGCUCUCGCGUCGUAAAUCGAGAAAACCUGGGCUUUCAUGAGGCAGGAGAAGAGCACUGGAGCGAUGCCACUUUGGAGGGGAGGGCCGGGGAAUGGAAAGGAGCGGAGCUGGAGUUUCCGCUGAAACUUGGGCUACAUUGUAAAAGAAAACUUGGAGCUUUAGUCGCCCAAUUAACAUUGGUGGGGUUGAGAUAAGAGGGUCAAGAUUCAGGCCCACCGAAUUUCCCUGGACUCCUGCCUGACCUGACCGUCCAGGAGCUGUUGGGAAAUUAAACCUAAUGCACCUUGCUUGCCCUUGAGAUGAUCCCACCUCGGUUCAGUCUCAGAGAACACUAAGCAAAAGAUGGUUCUGGAGCCGUAAGGUACAUACUCCAGGAAGCCGGUAUGCCUAGUUUAUUUAGGGAGGACGCCUUGACAGCCUGCACGUCAACUUAGAAUUGAGUACCUGGAGUUGUCUCUUCCUCCAGCAGCAUCUUCCUCUGAGACCCUAGAAAACUUCUGCCCCUUCUGUCCAAAUACAAAACUCCCCUUCCUCCGUCUUGGGGGUGGGGCAGGAGCCUACUGCCCUGUGCCUCCAAGGGGGGGGGGGGGAGGUGGUAAUUAACCAACCGACUUUGACCCUUGAUCUGUAGGUUCUCUGGCUCCACCCAGGCUUUUAAGAAAGUGGGGAAAUGAGGGUGGUGAGUGAGGGGCCCUGUGUGGGUUCUUGCCUCAAUUUCCCUCUUGGGCGUAAUGGUGUUUUGUGCCAGACCUUCCAGGAUCCGGUGGCUGGUAGGAUGUUUUACAUUAACCUUACUUAAGGGUCUGUACGGCAACUCUGAAGGCUUCUUAAACGAGGGAAUGGGCCAGAAGGCCCUAGAAUUUCCAGUUGUGGAGGAACAGGAGGCAAAAAGGGAAGGGAGCCUCCGAACCUGAGGUGUGGGCUUGGGAUUUUGUGAUUUGUGCCUGGCUGUAUGUGCCGGCCAGUGCUCCACCUCCAGAAGGGCUGGUGAGGGACACAGCCUGCUCCUUGCUCCAGCCUCCUCCCCAGCCUGUGUUUGACUUGCUGCUUAGGUGCUCCUUAGGAUCUGAUAACUGACCUUGGACUGUGUGAAAGGUGAGCUUGUCUUGAGCCAGGCUCAGAGUGCUGUUGUUUUUGUUUUAUUUCACAUCCCAGACCAGACGUUGACUUUUACAAAGGACAAAGACAUUCUGCUAGUUCAAAUCAUUAAGACUUCCUUGGGUUCCAGAGAUUUUCCCCAGUACAGAUCUGAGGGACAUGAAGACCAGAGAUCUGGUCCCAUGGCCUGUCCCAUUAGGUAGAUAGGAGGCCUCUGGGUGGUCACUACCACCCAUGACUGCUGUCCUAAGGAGGAGGCAUGCCGGUAGGUGCUUCCCUCCCUCAGGGCUGCCCAGGGUGGGAAAUAAAGCUCUUGUAAGAAUCCCCCUCAUUGCUGAGUCCUGUGGGUAGAAGUUACAGGACUUAAUUUUCCCUACAUGUCAGGUGGGCCCCUGGAGCUACAGUUUUUCCCACAGUUUUGGAAAUAAAAAAGGGAAUGGACCCGUUUGUUCUAUGCUCGGAUGCCUCGGAUGGCUGGAGUACAGAGGGUAUGUUUUGUCUCCGGGCUGAGCCAUUCCACCAGCAGCCAACCAUGACCCCAGGAGCUGGCUGGGCACGUUUCUGUCACUCCACUUCACAGACUCUUGGAGCAUGUUUUGACCAGCUAAGCAGCAACCCCAUUUCCAGUGGUAGGGCUGGGAAUAUGGGAGUGCAUGAGUUCUGACCUUCCCUCAAGGGCUCUCUGAGAACCUCAAAGCAUCAUGAAGACCACCUAGAGGGGAAGGUUUACCAUAUACUGAGGAUGCUGGGUUAUUGGGCCUGACCUAGAGAGACCCUUCACAAUCCCUUCAACUAUCCUCCUCACAAGCUUCUAGAAUCUUCUCCCACGGCAGUCAUUGUCAUUCCUUCAGCUUUGCCGAGAGCUGAGAGCUGGUAGCCUGCACCAGAAGGCAGGCGAGUGAGGACAUGAUUCUAUUCUCUACCUGAGACAGCACAGUUUAGGGGUUUGCUUGGCUCCUUUCCACCACCCACUUUAUUUGGUUGGGUGUUCUCUGCUGACAGGAAGGAUGGUGGAUUUUAUUUAUUUAUUUAUUUAUUUAUUUAUUUAUUUAUUUAGAUGAAAUAGGCCCUUGUAGCUGGGGCGAAUACCAUUCCCACACUAUGGAAGGGAAGGGUUCAGGGACUCACCUUGCAGCCAUUCCUCUAAAGCUGGUCCUUGCUGACUGAAGUCACAGGAAGGACUUAGGGACAGACUAAGCCUGAGCGCUGGAACUCCAGGAGAAUUGCAGAUGCAGUCCCCCCACUUACACACCUCCCCCCCCCCCGGCUAAUAACCCAGCUUGCUGGUGUGUUCCGGUGGCACAUGUCCUAAGCUCUGAAGCUAGGCGUGGUGCACACACCUGAAAUCACCAUACUUGGAAGGUGAAAGCAGGACAGCUUCAGAUACAUAACAGCCUUGAGGCCAGCCUUGGCUGUCUGAGACGCUGUCUCAAACAAACAAACAUACAAGCUAAAGCCCAGGCUGAAAUGCAGGAGACAGGGCUCCUCCAGCUAAGGUGGCCCAGCCUGACACUGCUGCUAGAUAAUGUAGGAACUUAACCACUUCUUUCAUUGUCUGAGACAGAGUCUUACUGUGUGGUCCUGGAACACACUUCAGACCAGGCAGUCCUGGAACUCAAAGAUCUACUGUCAAGACACGGUUUCUCUGUGUAGUCUUGGCUGUCCUGAUACUCUUUUGUAGACCAGGCUGGCCUUGAACUCAGAGACCUGCCUGCCUCUGACCUCUUGCCAGGCUGAGUGGGACCAGCUGAAAAGUCAGCCAUGAGCUGCUGCUUCGUGUAGCGUUGUGGGAAGGCCAAGCUGCUUUCAGGGUCGUUCUACCAGCGGCUGAGGACACUGGGCAGUGAAGGGGUCAGCUAGGUUCUCACCUGUCUUAAGACACUAUCACCCAAGCUGCUAAGAUAUUUGCCCAAGCAUGGAUGUAGUAAAGCAGAAGCUGUCAAACUGUCCUAGAAAAGAUGGCGAGAACAGUGUUCCAGGCCUGUGGCGAAGAGGGAGUAACCGUUGUCAGAGUUCGUAUCACUGUUCAUUUUCGGCACACAACGUAUGACAGGCAGGGGGAGCUUGGCCGGUGCUGGCUGAGAGGCUGAAGGGUUGCCACAGGAAGGACAGUUCUCAUCCCAUCAGAGCCAGCCCCCUUGUUGCCGUGAGAACCAAGAGUUCAGUCUAACUUCAGCAUAGGCACUGAGUGAAGUGAAGGCAGUUGGGAAAAGGGACAAAUCCUGCCUGGAGAAUGCUGACAUUAAAUAGAAGGGCCACAAAAGGCUGAGAGGUGGGCCUGUCCUGCUGCAGCAUCUGCAGCUGGCUGCUGCUGUUCCUUUCAGGUAAUUGCUAGCUGCCCUGCAGGUCUGAGGGAGCUGAGCACUGGGGACCCAGCCUCUCCAGAUCAGCGUGCAAGGCAGCCUACAACAGACCUACAUUUAGAACAGAGUUGGGGGUUGGGGAUUUAGCUCAGUGGUAGAGCGCUUGCCUAGCAAGCGCAAGGCCCUGGGUUCGAUCCCUAGCUCCGAAAAAAGAAAAAAAAAGAAAAAAAAAAAGAACACAGUUGGUCGGGGUUGGGGAUUUAGCUCAGUGGUAGAGCGCUUGCCUAGCAAGCGCAAGGCCCUGGGUUCGAUCCCUAGCUCCGAAAAAAGAAAAAAAAAGAAAAAAAAAAAAGAACACAGUUGGUCGGGGUUGGGGAUUUAGCUCAGUGGUAGAGUGCUUGCCUAGCAAGCGCAAGGCCCUGGGUUCAGUCCCCAGCUCCGAAAAAAAGAAAAAAGAAGAAGAAGAAAAAAAAAAGAACACAGUUGGUCUACAUGGUUGAUCAUCUGGGGACCCAAAAGUUCAUGCAUCUGCACAUCAACUUAGCUUGCUCUCCCCAGAAAGCUGGGGAUUCAGGCAGGCCUCACAGGCAUCCCUACCUUGAGGCCUUUUAUGGGCUAAGACUUGCCAGUCACUUGGGCCCGUGGUUGAAAGAAAGCCCUGUGGAGGAAAAGGUGGGAGAUGGCCAUUGGACAGGCUGCCUUUUCAAAUCUGGCCGGCUGCUUCAGGCCAGCUCUGUGACAUCUCCCAGGUAAAGGCAACAGGAGAGAACUUCGAAGCCCCUGAGGGAGGAGGAAGAGGGCUAGCUGGGCUGUCCUUGCCACACUCAGUGGCUGUGGGCGGAGGGAGGCGAUGAGUAGUAGCUACAGUGGUCACUGCCUUGCCGGAAACAUCUAAUUAGGAGACAGGAGUGCCAGCAACACCCAACCAGUUUUGCCUCCUGCCAUCCAGUGAUACUCAGGAUAGGCGGAUAGCACACGACUGAAUCCUCCCUGUGCGUGCAGCCCUGGCAGAGACACAUGUGUGGGGGUGGCAGGGAGACAGGUUUGGUGGGGUGGGUAAGUUGAGGCAAACAUCCCCACCCUGGCAGACUUACUAGUGGCCCUUUGCUCUAGGUAGACACAGCACAGAGUGCUCAUCCAGCCAGCUCUGUCCUCAGCAGCCUUUCCAGGUUUGUGCAGAAGAACAAGGGUAGGCAAGGGCUCCUCCUCUACGGUGGAUCCUCGAACUCCUAACUCAGCUUCCGUUCAUAGAGCCAAGGAGCCAAGUAUGACACCUCACCUCACAGGCUGUCACUCUACCUUCUGCUCAUACCAUAUCCAGGGCAUGUAGCUGGGCUGUUUUUCAAAAGUCUCACCCAUCUGUACCAGCUCGAAUGGCAGACUGAGGAUGGUAGAGAGUUCCAUUUUUCUCAACUUGGGUUGAGAAGUGGAAAUUGCCAGCCAGGUGUGAUGGUGCAUGCCUUUAAUCCCAGCGCCUGGGAGGCAGAAGUAGGAAGAUCUCUGUGAGUUCAAGACCAGCCUGGUCUACAAAGCAAGUGCAAGUCCAGGACACCCAGGGCUAUUAGACAGAGAAAUCCUGUCUCAAAAAACAAAACAAAACAAAAUAAAACAAAAGUGAAAAGAAAGUGGAAAUUGUCAUCUAGCUUUGGACUUUCAUCUAGGGUCUGUCAGGUGAGUGGGUAUGAGAGCCACCACUGCUACUGCCUACGUCUGUCACACAGGUAUAGGCAGACCCCUCUCUGAAAGCUGGCCUCAAAGCUUGAGCCAAACACCAGUCAACAUGGCUCAGAGAGAGGUGGGACGCCAGCUCCGGUGGCAGACCAGGGCCAGGAGCUGGUGAAUCAACUCCUGGAAUGAGGUGUCUCAUUAAGGUCCCCCCUCAGCCCCCGGACAGACGGACGCCAGCGCUAGAAGAACGGGUUCUGGGCGGCAGGCGGGCGCAUUCUUCCUCUGUCAGACCUUUGUUGUGUUUUGAGGGGGCGAGAACUGGGCCUCUCCCGAAACUCAAGCACUUUUAUGUUUAUCUUCCCCCACAGCCCUGGCGGUCCUCUAGAAGAGGAAGGCAGUAGCCUGAGCCUAGGUCCUUACCCCACCCCCACCCACUGACGCCUCCGGCUUGGAAUAGAGUAUUCUGAAACCUCAAGUCUAUCCCAGUUGGACCCAUUCAUCCUUUUUGUACUGGGCCCCUCUUGACUUUUCCUUUUGAAACUAGGAGACUUCCUAAUUUUUAUGCUUUUAAAGCACAGAGCUUGGGUUGUAUUGGCUAAUUGGAAAAUUAGACUUGUCUGAGCUCUGUUGGCCUUGAGACGUAUUGCCUCUGUUUCUUUGUCUGUCCUAUAAGAUUGAAACUCAGGGUUCCAGCCCAGCCUUGCAGUCCCGGCCCGUUUAGUUCAAGGUGUUUGUUGAGGGGAGCGGCCUUGUCAAAGGGCUGCCAGGUAUCGGUGAUGCCACGGCACUGCCGGAGGGCGCCUAGCCUGACUGCCACAGUGAGCGGUCCCGUAGUGGGGGAGGGUUGUGUAAGAGCUGGGCACGGUGCCCAGAGACUGUUACGAGCAUCCACCUGCUGCUCCCUGACCUCCUCCCUCUCCACCCACCUGGCCUGUUUGCUGACAGAGUUGUGCCCAGCCUGAGCCAAGGAGUCCUGGUGGGCUACAGUACAGUGGCAUGACUGGCCAGGUCAGGGAAGGAAAGGCUGGGACCACCCAACCAAAAGGUCUGCCUUAUAGAAGAGGUCCAGAGUGCCAAGGACCCUUCAAGGACUAGAAUGAGCCUGAAGGAGCGUUCCCUGGCCAGGGCCUCCAAUGGUGCCCUUUGUCCCUAGAGUAAGGACAUGCUGGAAUCCAGAGCGACUAGCCCAGGUGGGGCAGGCGGACACUUCGCCACAUAACAAUUGGCAGGGCAACUCAGUCCUCCCAGUUCCGCUAAGACAAGUUACUCAGGGGGCAGUGACUCUUGGCUGGCAUCACCUGUAAUUACCUUAAUGGGGCAGGAGGGAGGUGCCACAUCUGAUGGCCUAGGGGCCCGCCCUGCUCCGCCACAUGCCUGCAACUGGAGGAAGGGAGGCAGAAAUGCCAGGUUUUCCUUGCUUGGGAAUUUUCCUGGAACCCUGAUAGGCCUUUUCUCCACCCACCCUCACCCAGCUGUUCUCCCUCCAGUCAGCCUCGGCUUCUGCCCACCGCAGCCCUACCUCGAACCAGAGGCGUCAGUGGCCGAGCCCCCUUCUUGCCCCCUGGCUUUGGACAUGAGCCUUCGAGACUCCAGCUAUGGUGUGGCCUCAGGACCCUGCGAGGUGGCUCAGCUGCCCCCUGAGGAUGUGAACCAUCUGACGGAUCCCCAGAGCAGAGACCAGGGCUUCCUACGAACCAAGAUGAAGGUGACCUUGGGGGACAGUCCAAAUGGAGACCUUUUUACCUGUCACAUCUGCCAGAAGUCCUUCACCUACCAGCGCAUGCUGAACCGACACAUGAAGUGUCACAAUGAUGUCAAGAGGCAUCUCUGCACUUACUGUGGGAAGGGUUUCAAUGACACCUUUGACCUCAAGAGACAUGUCCGAACCCACACUGGUGUGAGGCCCUACAAGUGCAGUCUGUGUGACAAGGCCUUCACCCAGCGCUGCUCUCUGGAGUCUCACCUCAAGAAGAUCCAUGGUGUGCAGCAGAAGUAUGCAUAUAAGGAGCGCCGGGCCAAGCUGUAUGUGUGUGAGGAGUGUGGCUGCACUUCUGAGAGUCAGGAGGGCCAUGUCCUGCACCUCAAGGAACACCACCCUGACAGCCCACUGCUGCGCAAGACCUCCAAGAAGGUGGCUGUGGCUCUGCAGAACACUGUCACAUCCCUGCUGCAAGGCAGCCCCCAUCUCUGAGCAGCACAGGCUCUGGAAGGACCAGGUUCACUUCCUGCUGCUCAGCCAUUCGCCUUCCUGCAACCUCUUGCUAGAACACCAGUGAUCGGGACCAGUGCUCCACCGCCUCACUCCAGGCACACUCGCACAAUUAGGCACUGACUUCCGCUAGGUUUGGGAAGUCUGUCUUUCGGGCAGAGCCCACUCUGAGCUUGGGACCGUGGGUGCCUGUGUCCAGGCAGGGGUGAGGCCGAGAAAGUAAAAAGAGCUGCGGAUAGACACAGGCCAUUUCACUGCAGCAGGACUUUGCAGAUGUGCUGAGAGGGGAUCCCGAGGACAAGAUGGACGACGGACGCCCAUGGAGAGCAGAAUCGAGACACCAGCAGAGAGCACCUGGCAAACAACUGCAGUGGUGGUGCUGGCCGCAGCCCUCAUGCUCGCAGGGCUAGCGCUCAGGGUUCCAGGGGCUCUCUCCCCUGCAUCAGAGGCCCACCUGUGAACAGCCGUGCGUGUGUGUGUGUGUGUGUGUGUGUGUGUGUGUGUGUGUCACACUGCUCUCUGUGAUCUCUUCACGUGUGUGUGUGCACUCCUGUUCUUCCCACAUAUCACCUCAUUCGUAAGAAGCCAACACAAGGUGCCAAGGAGGUUUUAUUUCCUUUUUUUUUUUAAAGAUGACAAAUGUACAGAUAUUAAUAUAUUUUUGGUGCCCACAGUAAGACUGUUUAGUAAGAUUAAAAGGGGGAGGAGCUGGCUUUCUCUCCACCCCCAUUGGUUCUAUUUAUCCUGGACAUUUCAAACCUCCUCUGUGCCUUGGUUCUGGGGUGGUUAUGCAGACCCACCCUGUUCUCUGAGAUGUUUCAUUAAAGACCUUCCUCCUGCUCCGCCCAGCAGAUGGACAGAUGGACUGUCCCUCCUGUCCUUCCCCUGGACAGAGUCUCGCCUCUUUCCCCCCUCCCUGGCUCCACAUCCUUCUCAGGGCCUCAGUUUUCCUGCUAAGCCUGAUGAGCCCUGACUGGGUGUGGCCCAAGGCUGAGGGUGGGUCCUACUGAUGGUCUUCAAGCAGAUGGGAUGGCGAUUUGACACCAAGUCCAAGUCCACAUCUGAGGUUCUAAGGUAAGGGCAAGAACAGGCUGGGAGUCUAGGUUUAUUUCUUCGCUAAGUCAAAAAUUCUUGAGUAGCAGCAAAAUUUGAGACAGAAUAAUAAUCCACAUACCAGAGACUUUGAGAGGGAGCAUGUAGGCGGCUAAUAAAGCUUCUCUGUUGUCUUUCUUCUGUUUCCCAAAUGCCUUUGGGCCGAGUGGCUCCCCUGAGGAAGUAGGCCUUUGUCCACUGGUGUUUCUGGGUAUCCUGCUGAGACCAAACAAGGGUUGUGGGUCAAAGGGUGUAUGUCUCACGCACCCAAGGAGUUAUAGCCGACCUGCAGGGGUUAAGAGACGCAGACCCGGAACAUGGCGGGCUGGGAAGCCCUUGAAUGCCCAACAGUCCGACCUCCCUGCCUUAUGUGUGUAGCACACAGAUGACACAGGAUCUGACCCCAGCACGGGCUCUCAAGAGAACGAAGUCAAGUCUUCCUAGGCUAUCUCUGAACUCCGUGUGGACUGAUCUGAAGACUUGUUUAAUGUUUCCUCAGCGUGUCUGGGCUACUGCGCUCUUAAGUUCUCGAAUGUAAAAGUCACCACGACUGGAAGCACUGUGUUAGAUCUGUGUCUGUUAGCUCAUUGCCAAUCUGGGGCUGUCAUAAGCUUUGUGUUGUCUGUCUUGUUUUAUAAGCUCCUAGCCAGCCAGUAAAGUGAGAGAACUAAUAUUUUCUGUACUUCUGGGUUUUUGUUGUUUGUGUUUUCCCCUUGGACCUUUUUUCUUCAUGCAAAGAAAUUCAUUAAAACAACUGCUGUUUCUUGCCAAA
Messenger RNA from Rattus norvegicus (Norway rat), 9363 nucleotides. It is a transcript of the gene Ovol1, whose product is annotated as ovo like transcriptional repressor 1. Gene Ontology annotation, cellular component: nucleus. Gene Ontology annotation, molecular function: RNA polymerase II cis-regulatory region sequence-specific DNA binding; sequence-specific double-stranded DNA binding; DNA-binding transcription repressor activity, RNA polymerase II-specific. The record is from RefSeq and is a predicted model, not a curated record. Gene Ontology annotation, biological process: negative regulation of stem cell proliferation. Lineage: Eukaryota; Metazoa; Chordata; Mammalia; Rodentia; Muridae.